GCAAAAAUUUUAUUCAAAAAUUUAUAAAAUAUGAAAAGGAUCGUGAGCGUGAUGGCAAUCCUUUUGUUUAAAAAAGGUCGAUCCUGGAUUUCGAUUAUUUUAAAAGGAUCGAUUAACAAGCCUGACAGUAGGUAGCAUAUAUUGUCGCCAUCGACAAGACCAUAGAUAGAAAACAACAAUCAAAAUAUAGAAAAAUCAACAAAAUCCAAUGCUUAGCGCAUUCCUAAAAAUAUAGAAUUAGAAAAUAUCAUAUUUGACACACCACCUAAAAUUUAGCACGGUGACUGGAAUCCAAUCGUUUAAUUUUAGCAAAAAUUUUAUUUGCCCUUUUUAAUAUGAAUAAUUUUGAAACUUCAGCUAUUGAUGAGACAGAUACUGAUAGUGAAACAUCAUCCAUUCUUCACAAAACUAUCAACAAAGAUAAAUCAACUGACACAAAAAAACAAGCACAUACACUUUCAGAGCAAAGACGUAGAGAUGCUAUCAAGAAAGGAUAUGAUGAACUGUCAGAUCUAUUGGCAACUUCAGAUAUUCCCACUUCACCAUAUAUGAUCAAUCAAAAUCCCUCUGAUGAUACUAAUAAGGACAAAAAUUUAUACUAUAAUAAAAUAAGCAAAGCUGCAUUGUUACAAAAAAUGCAAGAAUAUGUAACAAAUUUACAAAAACAUGUGAAGGAUCAAGAAAAUGAAAUGAAUAAGUUAAAGAAAGAAGUCGAAGCUAUGAAUAUAAUGAAAACGAAUUAUCAAUCAAUACUAUUGAUAAAAAAUGAAAAUAAAAUUGCAAAAAAUCAAGCAACUAAAAAUAAUGACCAUAAUAGACCUUCAAAUCUUUUGUCUCCUCAACAGUAUGAUGCAUAUUCUACUAACAGAGAAAUUAAAUCGCAGAUUUUUCAUAUGAUAAUGGACUUUCUCUUCCUAACAUUUAAUACCACUAUAAACAUUAGUAAUUUUAAAGAGCUUUCCAAAUCUAUACUAUAUUGGGUAGAAGAAUAUUGCAAACCAGCCAAUUUGAAGGAAAUUACCUCACGUAUUUUAAAACAGAUCAAUCCUACAAAGAAAAUUUAAUAUAAAAUUGUAAUUAAAUUUUGAGGGUACAUUAUAUGUAGUUCAUUUAUUUUUCAAAUACAAUUAUAACAUGUUCGAUGGUCUUAAUAUGUUGAUCUUUUCAAUUCUGGCUAUCCUAUAUAUAUGCAGAUAAAAAUAUUAUUUUCUUAGAAUUA
Molecule: messenger RNA, 1219 nt
Organism: Gordionus sp. m RMFG-2023
Lineage: Eukaryota; Metazoa; Nematomorpha; Gordioida; Chordodea; Parachordodidae
Product: max-like protein X
Exons: 5
Coding region: 336-1064 (242 amino acids)
Biological process (GO): regulation of transcription by RNA polymerase II
Cellular component (GO): nucleus
Molecular function (GO): protein dimerization activity; RNA polymerase II cis-regulatory region sequence-specific DNA binding; DNA-binding transcription factor activity, RNA polymerase II-specific
Source: RefSeq, a predicted model, not a curated record